Messenger RNA from Laccaria bicolor S238N-H82, 705 nucleotides. RefSeq names its product PHO88-related membrane protein. The record is from RefSeq and is a predicted model, not a curated record. Bases 40 to 594 code for a protein of 184 amino acids. The transcript has 7 exons. Gene Ontology annotation, cellular component: endoplasmic reticulum; mitochondrion. Lineage: Eukaryota; Fungi; Basidiomycota; Agaricomycetes; Agaricales; Hydnangiaceae. Gene Ontology annotation, biological process: protein targeting to ER.
CCAUCCCGUCCAUCCAUCCCGCCCCCGUCUCUCACCGCCAUGAACGCAGGAGUCCAAAACCUCGUCAUCUCCCUCGGCGCAAUGCAACUGGCGCGCAAGAUACCCUUCGAGGACCCACUUGUGCUCAACUACGUUCGGGCGGGGUAUGUCCUUGCACAAGUCAUAGUACUUGCGGUGUAUUAUUACGUUUCUUUGGUUAUUAAGCGCAAAAACGACCAAACGGUGCUGAAAUACGUCGAGGCACCUCCCCCUAUGUCUCAAGAACCAGGGAAUCUGGUGACGACAACAGUACGAGACUAUGAUCUAUCAGAGACAUCUAAACUCCUCCGCUCAGUAUACUUGGGCAUCGCAAUGAUGGGCGUCAUGCACUUCUACUUAAACUUCACACAACCCCUCUUCAUUCAAGCUCUCAUGGGCGUCAAGGGCCUGUACGACGCGAAACCCGUCUCCAUCCACUUACUCGGGAACCCAGCUGUGGAUGACCUCAAGCGCCCGUUCAAGGUCGCUAGUUUCUUUGGACCUGCUUCGGGACCUCUAACAGAUGCAGCUUCUAUUGCCGAAGCUGAGAAACGCGCCAGCAAAAAGGAGGAGUGAGCGUGGGUGGAAUUGCAGGAGCCGAUCCAGAUACUUACUUAUAUGGGAUUGAUGGAGCGGUGGAUCCUCAUGGAGAUAAAAUAAUAUUAUGUUGCUCCUCCGCUCUCCUCC